AUGACGGUCUCUGAAUCUACUCAGAUCCAUCGGCGAUCCUCUACGCAACAUUACCAAACAUUCGACACUCCUCCCCCAAAGUCCCGCGGACGUCCCAACUCCGGCCAGUCUGGAUCGUCGGGCGACGGUUCUCACGACCAAAAUGACCACAAUGAGCCUUCCGACACAAAUUCGCCGCUGCCAAAGAGGCAAAUGGCCGUGCUUGCUAUGAUCGCCCUCGCAGAACAAACUGCGCUCAACUCCAUUAGUCCUUAUCUUCCACAUAUGGCAUCAACUUUCCCAGAGGUUGAACCUGGUCAGGUGGGAGUGUACGUAGGUACUAUCGCAUCGGCCUUUGCUCUCGCUCAACUUGCCACAAACUACUACUGGGGCUGGUUGUCGGAUCGAAUUGGGCGCAAGCCGGUCAUUCUUCUUGGCACCAUCUUGACCGCGUUGUGCUUCGUUGCUUUUGGCUUUUGCAAGACCUUGUGGCAGGCCAUUCUCGUGCAGGCGCUUAUGGGAGUUGUGAAUGGCAAUCAGGGACUUGUUUCCACUUGCUUGGGCGAGAUUACGGACCGGAGCAAUCAAUCGCAGGCUUUCACGUACCUCCCGGUUCUGUACGGUCUCGGAGGUAUCACCGGUCCACUUCUUGGAGGUCUGCUGGUCUUUGAGCGAAAUCCCUUCACGGGUGAAAGGAGCACAUAUCCCUACCUGGCACCCAAUCUCCUUUCCGCUGCCGUGCUGUUGCUGGACUUUAUUUUGACAGCCAUCUUUUUGGAAGAGUCUCUGGAAGACGCGGACAUCUUGCCACGCUUGGCAAAGAGGGUUCGCAGCCUGUUCACGUGGCUUUGGCAGUUUACGGGGCUCUCGAGACAUCCAACCUACACUCGCUUGCUCCAGACGACUGCGCAUCACGAUACUGAUGCUGAAGACCACGACAGCGAUCUUGACUCGGCGUCGGAAGUAUCGAGCCGGCAAGGUCCACCAGUUCAAAACUUGACAUGGGACGAGAUUUUCUCUCGAGAUACCAUUCUGUUACUGUUGACUUAUCUCAUCUUUGCAUUCUGCAACGUCUCUUUCAACUCGUUGUUCCCAAUUUUCGCCCAGGCUAGCCCGCCAGCUGGCCGUCAUUUGACUCCGUCUGAGAUUGGGCUUGCGCAAGGCUUUGCAGGUGUGGUGACCAUCUUGUUUCAGAUUUGCGUCUUCAAUCGCUUGCGUGACAAGAUGGGCAACCGAUGGUCCUAUCGUGCUGGCCUCUUUGGCUUUGUCGUCUCUUUUGUCUUGAUGCCUUUCGUAGGUUAUAAGGGUGAUGAUGGGAACGGACUGACUCAAAAAUCCGCUCUCAUGGCCGUGGAGUUGUGUUUCGUGGUACUGGUCAAGACAGUUGCGUCAGUGGGUGGAUUGACUAGUGCCUUAUUGUUGAUCACCAAUUCGGCACCAAAUAAUGCAGUGCUGGGUGCUCUCAAUGGUCUUGCCCAAACCCUCUCUGCUGCCGGGCGGGCCAUCGGCCCCUUCUUGUCCGGCGGACUAUUUUCGCUUACAGCCCAAAUCCAACCCAAGGGAGAAGCCAUUGCAUUUGGGGUUUUUGGAGCUGUCUCAUUCAUCGGUUUCAUCAUGAGCUUUGGGAUUCGAGGUCGAUCCCUUGAAGCCGAGGGGUGGGUCUCGGAGGAGGACGAGGAUGAUACUGACAAAUCCGACGAAGAGAACGAGACCUUGGAAGCAUGA
Molecule: messenger RNA, 1704 nt
Organism: Penicillium diatomitis
Lineage: Eukaryota; Fungi; Ascomycota; Eurotiomycetes; Eurotiales; Aspergillaceae
Product: MFS transporter
Exons: 2
Coding region: 1-1704 (567 amino acids)
Biological process (GO): transmembrane transport
Molecular function (GO): transmembrane transporter activity
Source: RefSeq, a predicted model, not a curated record